Molecule: messenger RNA, 1494 nt
Organism: Cuscuta campestris
Lineage: Eukaryota; Viridiplantae; Streptophyta; Magnoliopsida; Solanales; Convolvulaceae
Source: the annotation of a GenBank genome assembly
AAUAUACAAAUUACAAGAUAAAAUGAAUUAAAGAAGUGCAUUGGAUGGUGUGUCAAAAGAUAAGUGGACAAAGAGAGUGGGAGACGGAGUGAGUAUAUAUGAGACUCACUAUGCCCGCCCCAAUAUUCCACUCCGCCGCCUCUUCUUGUUUUCAUCAUCAUAUCAAAUCUUUCAAUCACAUCCAGCUUCAACAAAUCAAAUCAGGGUUUUUCUUACGUAUUGAUACGCGCGCGCGUAUAUACACGCUCCAUCGGAUAUGGCCGUCGCCAAGGGAAAGCUUGGUGCUGUGUUAUUCCGGCCAAGGAAAAAGCUGCGUGGAGGUCAAGCUGUUCACAAGCGGCGGCGGAGAAUUGACAGCCGCGGCGGCGGGUGCGGAGAUCUCUGCCGAAAAACCACACCACCGGCGACCAAAAAAUCUCCGAAGUCGUCAUCAAACAAUAACAUUUGUCCAAUAAUAAGAUCAGCAACAGAUGGUGAUGAUCAUGCGAUCAAUAAGAUCGACAAAGCGACGACGCCGAUCCCUCAGCAUCACACGACCCGUCUCAUUCGGGAAACAGCCGCGCCGCCGCCGCCGGCCGCUGAAAUCCCACUUUCCCGCCCCAUGGCCCUACGCGCCGAGAUGAUGAGGGUGCGGUACGCGGAGACAAUCGCGAAGGCAAGCCAGAAGAAACUGGGCGACCCGAAUUGGAAGGCGGAGGAGGAGGAGGAGGCAAUGAGGCUGCGGCGGCGGCGGCAGCAGAUAGAGAGAGAAAGGGCGGCGGCGAGGAUCGCGGUGGACAAGAUACAGAAGACCGUUGAGUUUAAUGAUGCUCAUUCUCUAAUGAUGGACUUCCACACGCGUAUAUACACGCUCGAUAUGGCCGCCGCUAAGGCGAAGCUUGGGGCUGUGUUAUUCCGAUCAAAGAAGAGGCCGCGUGGUGGUCAAGCUGUUCAACAACAAGCAACAAUUCACAAGCGGCGGCGGAGAAUCGACAGCUGCGGCGGCGGGGGCGGAGAUCUCUGCCGAAAAACCGCACCACCGACGACCAAAGCAUUGAAGUCGUCGUCAUCAAACAAUCACAACAGCCCAAUAAUAAGAGCAGCAAGAGAUGGUGAUCAUGCGAUCAAUAAGAUCGACAAAACGACGCCGUCACCUCAUCCUCACACGACCCGUCUCACUCGGGAAACAGCCGCGCCGCCGCCGGCGGCGGCCGUUGAAAUCCCACUUUCCCGCCCCAUGGCCCUACGCGCCGCCAUGAUGAAGGUGCGGUACGCGGAGACUAUCGCGAAGGCAAGCCAGAAGAAACUGGGCGACCGGAAUUGGAAGGCGGAGGAGGAGGAGGCAAUGAGGCUGCGGCGGCGGCGGGAGCAGAUAGAGAGAGAAAGGGCGGCGGCGAGGAUUGCGGUGGACAAGAUUCAGAAGACCGUUGAGUUUAAUGAUGCUCAUUCCCUAAUGAUUGAUUUCUACAGCUUAAUUUGUUCUUCUUGCUAGGUCAAUUAAUUACUGUAAUCCGG